UGGGUCCUUAUGGGGAGCCCUGCCUGGUGGCACAGGGCCGGCAGCAGCGCAGCCGUGGGACCCUGCCUGCCCCUUGCUCCCACGAGUGGGAAACAACGGGGAAGCGGCUUCCCCUUUGAGUCACGCGUUGGGCAAGGCCGGGCUUUCGGUGCCGGAGCGCUGCGGUGGCCCCGCGUGUGCGCAGGAGCUGAUGUAACCCUGAACCCAUAUAAGCCCUGGCCGGUGCCCGGGGAUGGGGUCUCUGCACAGCUGUGUGUCCCAUGGCCGCGUCCUCUGCUCCAGCUCCCAGCUCCCAGCACUGUUCCCGAGGCUCUCUGGGACCAGCGUGCCUCUGCCUCCUGCUCCUGCUGAGCACCUGCGUGCCCAUCACUGGCACCAACCCCGGCAUCAACCCCGGCACCAACCUCGGCACCAACCCUGGCACCAACCCCGGCACCAACCCUGGAACCAACCUCGGCAUCAACCCUGGCAUCACAGCCCGGCUGACCCGGAGGGCGUUGGAAUUCGGCCGGCGCUUUGGGGUGGAGCUGCUCCAGUCACUGCUGCAGAAGGAGCAUGAGCUGGACCUGCAGGGCUCCUACCACAUCCCGCUCCUGGGGACGCUGACCUACACCGUGCCCCGGAUCCACAUCCAGGAGCUGCAGGUGAACGACUCCAGCUUGGACUUCGCUGAGGACGUGGGGCUGAGGCUGACGGUGCAGGGCGCCCGCGUCCGGCUCAGCGCUGAGUGGGGAGCCCGCCUGGGGGCCGUCCAGGACAGCGGCUCCCUGGAGCUCCACAUGCAGGACCUGGCCAUGGCGGCGGUGCUGGGGCUGGGGGCGGAUGCUGACGGCCGCCCCGCGCUGUGGAGCGCCGGCUGCGACGCCCGCGGUACCCACCUGCGCCUGCAGUUCCACCGGGGGCACAGCUGGCUCUACAACCUCCUGGCACCUCCGCUCCAGGGGACCCUGCAGCAGGAGCUGAACAAGCAGCUCUGCAUCGAGCUCCGCAAAGGUGUCUUCAAGCUGGAGGAUGCCCUGAAGCAAAUGCGAGUGUCCACCCAGGUGGAUGCCUUCGUUGCCAUCGACCAUUCCCUGCUGCGGCCACCGGCCAUCACGGCAGAGCAUGGGGACAUCGCCAUCAAGGGAGAGUUCUUCAGGGUGCACAAGUCCCAGCAGAGGCCCUCUUUGGUGCUGCCGGUGCCGCUGCCGGUGCCGCUGCCGGUGCCGCUGCCGGUGGCACACGAGCCCAUGCUGCUGGUGGCUGUCACCGACUCUGUUGCCAACUCGGCCGCCUUCGCCUACUUCACGGCUGGGGCCCUGCGCAGGAACAUCUCCAGUGCCAUGCUCCUGCGGCGGUUCCCGGUCCAGCUGAAGACCAAGAGCUUCGGGAUCUUCACCCCACAGCUGCAGGAGCGUUUCCCGGACCAGCCCAUGGAGCUGCAGGUCUGGGCCCGCCGGCAGCCGCUGUUCUCCUGCCACCCCGAUGCUGUGCACGGGGCCCUCUUCGGCUCUGCUGAGGCCUUCGUGCUGCUCCCCAAUGGCACCCGUGUCCCCGCUUUCCUGCUGGACAUCGAUGCCAAUGUGACGGGGAAGCCCAUCAUCACCGGGAACAGGCUCGGGGCCACCAUGAGCCUCAAGGGACUCAGAGUGACGCAGGUGACAUCGCACGUGGGUCCGGUGGAGGUGCAGAGGCUGGAGACACUGCUCAGCUUGGGGCUGAGGCUUUUUGGGGUGCCCAGAGCCAACAAGUGGCUCCAGGCCCGUGUCCCCCUGCCCACCCUGUACGGCCUCCGCCUGCUCAACCCGCGACUCUCACUGCACGAGGGUUUCAUGCUCAUCACCACGGACCUGCAGCACGAGCCGUGACACCGGAUGCCUCGUGGCCCCUUCACCCUCACCAUCCCACACCCGCUGCCCCGGUGGCCCCA
This is a messenger RNA of Pezoporus occidentalis (night parrot), 1909 nucleotides long. RefSeq names its product bactericidal permeability-increasing protein-like. The record is from RefSeq and is a predicted model, not a curated record. NCBI's taxonomy places the organism in Eukaryota, Metazoa, Chordata, Aves, Psittaciformes, Psittacidae. The coding region runs from base 261 to 1847 and encodes 528 amino acids. Gene Ontology annotation, biological process: defense response to Gram-negative bacterium; lipopolysaccharide-mediated signaling pathway; innate immune response. The transcript has 15 exons. Gene Ontology annotation, molecular function: lipopolysaccharide binding.